UGGAUUUGGAAUUGGAAUGGAUAGGGAAUUACUGAAUGGCACUGCAAUCCCAAUUCGCAAUGGUAAUGGUAGUUUUAUUGGAUUUGGAGCUCGAAAUUUUUGUUAUUGAAGAGAUUGUUUGGCCUGAGAAGUUUUCCCACGGCUCUAAAACUUAAUGAAACAAUAACACUUGAUUUGUGGAAUAGGCUAUUGCGUAUUUAGAGUACUGUUAUAUGUCUGAAGUGUAUUCUGUCAAUAUAAUUUCAAAUGAAUUACCUGUGACAUCUGCUGGGUUUCAUUAUAUCAAGGUGAAUUAUUCACAUCAUGGAGGAUUAUAAAUUCUUAUUCAAAGUCGUAUUGGUUGGAAAUGCUGGUGUAGGAAAGACAUGUUUGGUUCGCAGGUUUACACAAGGAUUGUUUCCUCCUGGCCAGGGUGCGACCAUCGGUGUAGAUUUCAUGAUAAAAACCGUUGAAAUAGAUAACGAAAAGAUAAAGCUGCAGAUAUGGGACACCGCAGGACAGGAGAGGUUCCGCUCAAUCACACAGAGCUACUACAGGUCUGCACACGCGCUGAUACUCGUGUACGACAUCAGCUGUCAGCCCACAUUCGACUGCCUGCCGGACUGGCUGCGCGAGAUUGAGGAGUACGCUAGCAACAAGGUGCUGAGGAUACUUGUCGGGAACAAGAUUGACAGAGAGGACCGAGAGAUUCCUAGUCACGUUGGGGAGGACUUUGCACAAAGACACAACAUGUACUACCUGGAGACAUCAGCCAAGGAAGCUGACAAUGUGGAGAGACUGUUCAUGCAGAUAGCAGCAGAACUCAUGGAGCAGGCUAGAUGCAAAGAGCUGCCCAGGUAUGACCAGACCAAUCCUACCAUCAAUGGAAGAACCACAGCCAUCGGAGACUCGUGUUGCUCCCGGCUUUCCUAAGCUCAAUUUCUUUUUCAUGUUCAUGGUAAUCUGGUUGUGGCCUAUACUCAUAAUGUCUUGUACUUGUACCUCACUAGAUAGGAUUAAUUUGAACUGUGUUCACUGAUGUGUCUGGGUUUCUGUGCAUGCGGUCAGUAUGAUAAAGAAAGUUAGAGAACUGUAAAAAAUAAAAUAGUUAAUUCUAUUUAUUGGGCUACUAGGAGGUUAGAUUUAUUGCCCCUACAACCUGUUCUGCUUUCUAUACAAUUAUUCUUACAUUGUAUUAAUUGGCCACAAGAGGAAGAACUAAGAAGUAACUGGUGAUGCAUACAGAAAGUAUGAGAUCAUACCAAUAUCAAAUGAAAAACAAAGGAGUAUUCUAGGGCAUGUAAGUCAUAGAGAACUAAUAUUUUUUUAAGUGUUUACUCAUAGCAUUUUGGAUGAAAUCUAAACCCAAAUAAAAAAUCAAUUUCUCCCCAAAAAAUGCAUUGCAUUUUCAAUUGACAGUUAAAAUAGGGCUUCCUUUAAAUUCUGGCAGGCAAAAUCACAAUAAAUGUCUUAUUCAAACGUUGCUUACACAAUUACAUUUUUGAGAUAUAUUGGCCUUACUUUGAGUCAACUCUAAUCAACAGAUAUUCAAACAAAACAUCUGUUGACUGAAGAUGGUUCUCCCCAGCAAAGCCGGAAUAUCUCAAGAAUGUAAUUGUGUAAAACGACGUUUCGACGUGGUGUGAGUCGGAUUGGAAAUUAUCUCAGUUAUAUCAAGAAUGGCUUUGAGUGCUCUAGCCUUUUGUGAGUGCGAGCGCCGACAUUGUUGCACAACAGUGUCACCAAUAGUUGCCUGUGGCUGAUAGUCUGCAUAUACACCAAUACUCCCCGACCCAGUUGAGGCAGUAAAGGUUGAGCAACUGAUCUUCUACGUGUCAAAACAGCUGAUGACUCAAUUGACGAUAAUGUUCGUUGCUCUUAUUUUGUGCAAGCACACCUUCAAAGUGGUCGUGCUCGUUUGUGCUGACAAAUUUUGUUGCAAAGGUACCGUUGGAAUUGUAAUACAAAUUUGUAAAAUAGUUGAUGUGUUAAAAAUGUUUUAUAACAAUAGAGUUUUUUGUUAUUGGAAUUUAAACAAUGACGGUUAAACAAAACAUUUCUCGACCUAUGUUUAUAGGACUUUUUUGUGUGAUGAGUACUAUCAGCCACAGAAGUUUAUGACAUCCUUUCCUGAACACCUUACGGAGAGUCUAGUGUAUGGACUGUCCCAAUAUUUUACAGGCAGAUGUGAGUCAAACAGAAACACUUUUAUUAUUUUAAUUUUGUCACCAAGUACAUGAAUUUACCGAAAACUACUAUUGGACCAUCAAAUAUGAAACAAAAAUUAAUAGCAAAUAAUUUAGGUGAGAUUCAUUAUCAGAGUCGAGUUUUCAGAUUGUGAAUGUCUGCAAAGCGAAUGACAUAAAGUGAACCAGUGUCAUAAUGUACAGGCUCCUGUGAUAUAGUAGCUUAUGUUACCCGGUAGGCUAAGGCAUUUGUACUUACUGUAUAUAUAGGCACUCGUGGGCUUUUAUUAGUGUUAUGAUCAUUAUAUUAAGCUUAGUACAUAAACUGUGGUUACUGUUAACAUUAUUAUGUUACUACAAUUUUAUAUUUUAAUUAUUUUUAUAAGGAUUUUCGUAUAUUUUCUUGUAGUAGAAAUAUAUGAAGCACGUGUAUCACAAAGUAUUGUUUUUACUUUAAAAGCGCAUUUAAUUUUUCUUAUCUCAAUUUCCAUUUGUAUCAAUUAUCUGGUGAUGUGUUGUGAUCCUAGAUUUAAGUAAGUUUGUUUCUGAUUUAUUAUUUUUGACGUACAUUUUAUGUAUUAGAAUUUUAUGGCUAAAAGCCGAUUAUAUGUGGCAAACAUUAUAGAAAUAUAAAGUAAAUAAUAAGUCUGAUAUGAACAAAGUAGUAUAUGUGUUUAAUUAACAUUUUGUAUCAAAUACGGACAUUGUUAAUUUUUAUGCGUCAAGCAUUAUUUCAUCUUAAUGGUUUAGAUAAAAGUCGUAUCAGUAGAUCUUUGGAAGGUUUAUUUCUAAUAAUAUAAAUUUGUAUUUAUAUUAUUUUUUGGUCAUCUUAUGUAUCUCGUACUGCUCGAACCUCUAUCAGGAUUAUUAGUUGUGAGUCUUAAACAAACCGUUGUUUAUACCUAUAAUUUAGUAUUAAACUAGACGUGUUGUUUUUAAUUGUAGGGCAAUCCAGAGAGCAGAUUAUGUUUUGAUAUAAACAAAAAACAAAAUACAAGACAAAAUUUUCAUUUUAAAGUGACACUAAAAUAAUAUUUUUCAAUAUAUUACCAUACAAAUUUAGGCACUUAUUAUAGCGGUGAACUAGUUUUGGAAUUCCAGUGUUAUAAAAUUCUGGUCCCUAAGACUUAAACCUGGUAGUCACACAAGACUGCAGUUCCACAUCAUUAUCAAAGCCAGGUCUUCAUAGUUGGGAACUGGUGGUAGUCGAUGAGUGCAAGGCGGAUGUGGAAAGCAUCCAGGACUUCUCGAGUCGGAUUUGCCGUGUGUUCAUUUUCUGUACCCAUCUUGCACAAAAUUUAUGGUAACCUUACUUCUGCGUAACAGUUUUGUGUAACAAACUCCUUGAAAUCGAAGGAAGCUAAGUGAAAGUUCUGUUAUUGUGAAUCGGCGGUUUUCUUUAACCUUGUCAUCGACUUUAGAGACAAUUUCAUCGGUCACAAUUCUUGGCCGUCCACAACGUUCGUGAAUAUGAACAUUAGUUCGGCAGCACUGACGCACUCCACCUAAUCACAUUCACAGAGUGGUGAUAAAAAACUCAAUUGGUUUAUUGUGCUUGGCCAUCAAAAACCGUAUUUAAACUGCUAUUGUAAAACAACAAAGAGCGACAGUAAACUCUCACUAGCACGGCUGGUGAAUAUGAACAUUAGUUCGGCAGCACUGACACACUCCACCUAAUCACAUUCACAGAGUGGUGAUAAAUCUCAAUUGGUUUAUUGUGCUUGGCCAACAAAAACCGUAUUUAAACUGCUAUUGUAAAACAACAAAGAGCGACAGUAAACUCUCACUAGCACGGCUGGUGAAUAUGAACAUUAGUUCGGCAGCACUGACGCACUCCACCUAAUCACAUUCACAGAGUGGUGAUAAAAAACUCAAUUGGUUUAUUGUGCUUGGCCAUCAAAAACCGUAUUUAAACUGCUAUUGUAAAACAACAAAGAGCGACAGUAAACUCUCACUAGCACGGCUGGUGAAUAUGAACAUUAGUUCGGCAGCACUGACGCACUCCACCUAAUCACAUUCACAGAGUGGUGAUAAAUCUCAAUUGGUUUAUUGUGCUUGGCCAACAAAAACCGUAUUUAAACUGCUAUUGUAAAAACAACAAAGAGCGACAGUAAACUCUCACUAGCACGGCUGGUGAAUAUGAACAUUAGUUCGGCAGCACUGACGCACUCCACCUAAUCACAUUCACAGAGUGGUGAUAAAUCUCAAUUGGUUUAUUGUGCUUGGCCAACAAAAACCGUAUUUAAACUGCUAUUGUAAAACAACAAGGAGCGACAG
Homalodisca vitripennis (glassy-winged sharpshooter) is the source of this 4442-nucleotide messenger RNA. RefSeq names its product ras-related protein Rab-30-like. Gene Ontology annotation, cellular component: trans-Golgi network. The transcript is spliced from 6 exons. Gene Ontology annotation, molecular function: GTPase activity; GTP binding. NCBI's taxonomy places the organism in Eukaryota, Metazoa, Arthropoda, Insecta, Hemiptera, Cicadellidae. Bases 304 to 912 code for a protein of 202 amino acids. The record is from RefSeq and is a predicted model, not a curated record.